Molecule: messenger RNA, 5313 nt
Organism: Solea solea (common sole)
Lineage: Eukaryota; Metazoa; Chordata; Actinopteri; Pleuronectiformes; Soleidae
Product: Krueppel-like factor 15
Exons: 3
Coding region: 372-2063 (563 amino acids)
Biological process (GO): regulation of transcription by RNA polymerase II
Molecular function (GO): RNA polymerase II cis-regulatory region sequence-specific DNA binding; DNA-binding transcription factor activity, RNA polymerase II-specific
Source: RefSeq, a predicted model, not a curated record
UGACAGAUAAGUGAACUACCAGCUCUUUGGAGAGCGAUAGAAAAAGAGAGAGUGAAUGACAGCGAGCUGCGCGCGCGCGCGCGUAUGUGUGUGUGUGUUUUAGAGAGAGACAGAGAGAGAGAGAGAGAGAGAGAGAGUGCAUGAUUGUGGAGGCCUACAGUUAUGCAAAGACCGUGCUGUGUUGUGUUGCCAUUACGCACGAUUACGCACUGACAGCUACUUUGGAGACAGCAGCUCUCGAAGCAGUGGAGCGGGAUUUUCCCCUUUUUCAGGAAGAAGAAAGAAGUUUCAUUCGACAUUCACUUGAUUUCCAGUAGAACAGCUUGAUCUUGAGAGCACACCAGAGUCAGCUGCCAUUGAUCCCAACAGGAAUGGUGGAUCACCUGCCACUUGGUGAGGAGACCUUCCUGUAUUACACCGGCUCCCUGGGGUCUGACUGCAACUGUCUCUGCCGCCACGCCAAUGGUGGUGUGUUGUCGGGCAUCAUGGUAACGGAUGCGUGCGGUUAUCACCACCACCACCACCACCACCACCCUUACCAAGGGUUGACGGUCUCCUCUCCUCGCCUCUCUGAGGAUGACCUCAGUGAUUCCUCCAGCCCUCGUUCUUCCCUCUGCUCGAGCCCAGAGUCCUCAUCACCAGCCUCCCGGCACAUUUUCAACUCUGGUUUUGAGAGCAGGGGCAGCAGGAGCAGCGGGAGCUACAGCUCCUCGUCAGGAGGAGAGAGUCAGGACAGCCUGCUGGACAUUCUUCUCUCGCAGAACUCCCUUACCACCUCAUUAAAUCAUAAUGCCAGCAUCAGCAGCAGCUCUCUCACUUCUAUUUCUUCCUCUCUGUAUGUCUCCUCAACACCCUCCUCAUCUCUUACUGCCCCCCUUUUACCUAUGGGCCAGACCUGGGAGUCCAAGAGAGAGCAGCGACUGAGUCUCCUCCAGCAGCAGUCCAAAGAGGACUGUUACGAGUUUCCCGUUUUCCUUGAUGAGCUGCAGGAUCCUACGGCGCAUCUCUUUCAGCCCACCCUGGAAGAGAUUGAGGAGUUCCUUGAGGAAAACAUGGUGGUGGCAAUGGAGAAAGAAGAGGAGGGGAGUGAUGAGGCGAUGUCACCAACAUCAGAGGAUGCUGAGGUUGAAGGUUCAAGGACAUUAGCAGGAGAAUUGGUGUCAGUGCCACAGAACUCAGAUCAGACUGUUCCCGUAGCCCACUCUCCAUAUUUGUCCCACACAGAGACCAAACAUUCACCAUGUGCUUCAGAAAUGGACAAUUCACUAUCAACGGUGGAUGCUAGUUGUAUAGCGAGUUGUAGUGCUUCUAGUUGUCAAGUUGAUGAGAUCAAACAGGAGGACUGUGGCUCAUCAGAGGGCACCAAUGGUCCCUCCAGUGUGCCUGUCAUCUUACAAAUCCAGCCAAUACAAAUCAAGCAAGAACCAAACCCCAGUGCCAUAUCUGACGCUGUCAUCCAAGAAACCCAGCCACACAAAACUCAAUCUCAGUCAAACCAGUCCUCAUCGGAUAUCAAAAUUGCCCAGCUCCUGGUGAACAUCCAGGGGCAAACCUUUGCUUUGGUACCUCAGCUGCUUUCCCCGGCAAACAUCGGUUGCUCAAAUAAAAACAAAAAUGCUUCUUCAUCUAAAUUUGUGCGGAUUGCGCCCGUUCCUAUUGCUGCUAAACCCACUGGGCUUGGGGAAGGUGUGUUGGGUGGAGGUUCGGCUGUUGGGGUCCUCGCUGCAGGACAGAGGUACCAGAAGAGCGCAGUAGCAGACCUUAUUAAAAUGCACAAGUGUUCUUUUCCCGGCUGUAACAAGAUGUACACCAAGAGCAGCCAUCUUAAAGCCCACCUGAGGAGACACACGGGCGAGAAGCCCUUCGCCUGCACGUGGCCCGGCUGUGGAUGGAGGUUCUCCCGGUCCGAUGAGCUGUCCCGGCACCGUCGCUCCCACUCGGGGGUGAAACCGUACCAGUGCAUCGUGUGUGAGAAGAAGUUUGCCCGCAGUGAUCACCUGUCGAAACACCUCAAAGUCCACCGCUUUCCACGAAGCAGCAGGACAGGACGCUCUGCAAACUGACCCUCCUGACCCACUCUGACAGACUGACGCUAAGCAGGGGCUGGGGCAUGUGCGUGUGUGUUUGUGUGUGUGUGUGUGUGUGUGUGAGAGAGAGAGGACAGACAGAGGUGGAGGGUGAAAGUCCAAACGCCCUUUAAAGGAGUGUGUGCAGGGCCAUUUCUGCUUGUGUGUGUUUCUGUUCGCGUAUGUAUGCGUGACGUACAUUCAUGGUACUGUGAUAAUUUAUUGGGUGGCGAGGAAAAGACUGUAAAAGCUGAACUAAAGCAGAAAAAAAACUGUUACUUGACAUAACACCCUCACAGGUGGAAUAAGCUUCUUGUAUAUUACAACAUUUAUUUGUUUCGCUCAAAUCGUUAAUGGAAUUUGAAGAAAAUCGCUGUUCAGAGCCUGUUUCUUUUUUUUAUCUUUCCUUUCCAACACUGAGGUGUGUGUUCGACUCAAAAGCCAUGUAGUAAUAGGUGUUGUGAGACUUGGGGUGGGAUAGGGAGGCACUACUAUUUAAAACCCUCGGUUUUUUCCCCCUUUGUACUUGUUGUUCAAAAGUAAUAUUAGGAAUAAUGUAUCUCUCACUGGUUUAAAUUGUAUCUGUUGCCAGCAGCAAAAGCAUUAUAUUAAUAAGCCUUGUGAUCUACAAGAUGGCUUCACUUCUAUUUUGUUUGCAAACCUCCAAACUAGGCGUAGAGCCACUUUCUUGCUUUGUUUUGGUUUUUGACAUUGGGAUGAUGGGAUGUUGCCUGGGGCCCGCCAAUCAUCUUGAAAUGUCCCUUUCAUCAAUAGACGGCAGAGUAGACGAUGCAUCAACAUUCCUUCAGCUUUGAUUCGGUCUCUUUGUUGCCUUUGAGUUAUUGUUAGUGAAAAAACGAAACCCCGCGUAGUAACCUCAAACUCGAUCCCUGGAAGAACAAAGCUCAUCGAGGAAUUACUGCUCACCAACACGGAUCAUUGUAAUGUGUAAUUUGCACUGGUGAAUGUGAGAUGUCUCGCUUCAUUCACGUACAGUCAUGCCCUCUUCGUCUCAUCUGGUGGAAGGGGACUGUUUAUCAGAAUGGUUGUCGUUUUUAUGGCCCUCUGUUUAUUUUUGGAUCCAAACAGACUUGGGUUGCAGCUAAAUCUGAUGGCAAUCUGCAAAAGAUUUCAAGCUAACUUUGAAAACAAGCAUGCGUAGAAGCAAGUCUGCUGCUCCGUUUUCGACUUGUGAUGAAUUGCAUUUGUUCUCAAGUUGUGUGCCGUUAUGUGAGGCCUAAUCAUGUAUUGCUUAAUGUCCCCUAAAAAUGAUCAUACACGACAGUAAUUUAAUAUGAAAGGACACAGAACGUUUAGUAACUGUAUGGGUCUAACUGCCAAAUCAAGUUUUUUUUCCCCUUUUCUUGCCACGUAAUAAUUCUGCUUCAGUUUUCUAUUAAAAAGACAUAAUGUUCUUAUUGAAAUGAACUGGAAUUCAUUUUAGUCCUUAUUGCCUAUUCAGAGAGAUGAUAAGUAAGUUUGUUUACACCGCCAUGAUGGCAGGAAAGGGCUCUGCUAAAGUGAACGUAAGACCACAGAGAUCGAGCAACAGAUCAAACAACUUAACAAACUUACUAUAACUAUGGUACUAUACUAUAUAUAAGUAUAGAAACAGCCAGAGUGGACAUUAUUAAAGGAACUGCAGUAUCCAGGCAAAUUCAACUUUCUGAUAAACUUUCCCUCAUCCAAUCAAAAUGUGUUGACACUACACAAGCAAAAUCCAUUGUCUUUGUGUUUCCCAGGCUCAUUUUAUGGUGUCGAUCUAACUCUGUCGCCCAUUUUCACUGUUUCUGAAUACAAGCAGCAUAGAAGCUGCCUGACAUAUCGCCUGGAAUAUAUGCUGCAGAUUAAACUGGAUUUGAAAUGGACUCCUGCCAAAAUGGCGUUGUUUUGAGUCUGACUGUUGCAUGGUGGUGAGACAGUUAGUGGGAAAUAGUGAGACAGUUAGUAAGUGUUUCUGUAUGUAAAGGGAGCACAAAUGAGCCUGAUGUAACAUUUGAAGUAGAGUCAGCAAAUAUGUUAGCUCACAUUAGCCACCAAAGGCUACUGGUCACACCAGAAUUCAGUGAACAACUGUUUUAAUUCUUAUGAAUUAUAAGCUUGAUUUUCAAAAGACAGUGGCCUUUUUUUUAAAAAAAAUCUAUGUAGACUCACUUUAAUAUAUGGAAUGUUUUGCACCUACUGUAUCCUAGAGGGGGAGUGGCUCAGUUUGCGCCCAGUGAAGCCUGUUCUCAUGCAAUUAUGCAAGUUUUUGGUUUUUUUUCUCCCUAAUUCCACAUAUUAAUUUCAGGAGCUGAAGAAUGAUAUUAAAUGAUUUACAUAUCAAAUUUAACUUGAAUUGUUUAUGCUUGUUACCUAUGUGUUGUUGCGACUGGAAUUGUAAGCCAUUACAGCAUUCAUAAGGGAUCGCUCUCAUUGUCUCUGCUCUUACGCUAACAAUAAUAACAAUAACACUUAACGCAGCAUAUUAUUGAGCGGAAAGGAAAUUAUUAAUCAUCCAAACUCACCAAUAUCUGCCCAUGUUCUUGGAACAUACCAGUUAUCUUGCCUUUUGUCUUGUACUGUAAGGAAACAGUGAGUGUUUUUCUCUUUUCUAUCAUUUCUUGCCAUUGUAUUGAUAUGUAUAGAUUUGAUUAUGUGACUCUGCAUCUGAGUUGAAUGAAACAAAGGGGAAAAAAAAGGCAUGGGAGGGACAUGACAUGUCCACUGCACAGAGAUGGAUUGCUGUGCCAUAUUGUGAUUCAGUAUUGAAAUGAUUUGAGGAAAGAACGUGGAAUUCGGAAUUGAAAUUCACUUCUUUUUCCUUGAAAAUAUUUAAUUAGCAAUGACAUACCCCUGUACGCUGUAUGGAGUUAGUGUUUGAACUCUGGCAGGCAUUCCUUCCAUGUAAUCAAAAGAAACACUUCUCUGAAUGGGCAUCCUACGUGAGCCCGUGAAUGUAUGUAAAUAACUGUAUAUGCAUCUAAAGAGAGAAGAGAAAUAUUCUUUUAGUGAUUAUUGCAAUUGUGAAAGAUUUUUAAAAAGAAAUAUGUAAAGAAAGUGUACAUAACGUGAUAAUUCAAAUAUAUUAUUAAAAAAGCUGUAGCAACUUGCGGUUUGUCAGACGUUUAUGCAACACAUUUAAAAGUCUCGUUUCACGGUAAACGGUACAUACAUACAGCAUCUGUCGGACUUGACAACCGACAGUGUGGCGUGUUGUCAUGUUGUGAAACGUGAUUUUCAAAUGUGUUCUGUUAACGUAACACAA